CGCAGAGAGGCCCGCGGAGGAAGUGGGCCCAGCGAGCGAACAGUCAUCAGGAAGAAUGCUGAGUGCUCCGGUGUGCGUUGGACUGAGCUCAAUCAUGUGUGCGGAUAUCAUUUUCUUGUCUCUUCUCUUCUGAACAUCAGUGUUGGUUGUUCAUUCUUUUACCAGUGACUUCUGGUGACCUGGCAAAUAACGUCACACACUGUGAAGAUACUUCCAAGGAUACAGCAGUGAUUUAGUGAAAGCAACAGAUUUCUUUUGUAUUCAUCUGGGUGACCCUGGAUAGGAGUGAUGCCUCCAGGCAGGUGGAAUGCUGCCCGUACAGCUCAGGUGUCAAGGGAACAAGGCUGCCUUCGUAUAGUAAAGAAGGAAGAGGAGGAGGAUGGCUAUAUUUCAAUGCAGACUGCCAGGCCACAGACACUUAACCGCCCUGGCCAGGAGCUAUUCCGUCAGCUCUUUAGACAGCUUCGCUACCAUGAAUCUUCUGGGCCUCUAGAAACUCUGAGCCGGCUCCAGGAGCUCUGCCGCUGGUGGAUGAGGCCUGAUGUUCUUUCAAAAGCACAGAUGUUAGAGUUGUUGGUGUUGGAGCAAUUCCUGAGCAUCUUGCCUGGAGAGCUCCGGACAUGGGUCCAACUCCAUUGCCCUGAGAGUGGCGCAGAGGUUGUGGCCCUGCUGGAAGAGCUGCAGAAGGAUCUUGAUGGAACACCACAGAAGGAUCCAUGCCUUACUCAGAAUCCAGAUGUGCAUUGGAUAGGUACUGGUGCUCUGCAGCCUGCACAGAUAUGGUCCCCUGCAUCACAUCUCAGGAACAGUUCUGCUCUAGAGGACCACUUGGAGACUCCAUAUGGAAUAGGAAUUUGUGACUCCCUGGCUGAACAAACUGAUUCUCGUGCUGUCUCGGUGCCUGACUAUUUCCAGUUAGAAAAGGACAUAGAAUACCAGGUAACAGCCAGCAAGCCUUUGGUAAUCAGGCUGCAGGAAGCUCUGACUUUCCAGGAUGUGGAGGUGACCUUCUCUCAGGAAGAGUGGGGAUGUUUGAACUCAGCUCAGCGCAAUCUUUAUCGGGAUGUUAUCCUGGAGAAUUAUGGGAAUGUAGUUUCUGUGGUGGGCUCCUCUCCCAAACCUGCUCUGAUCUCCUGGCUAGAAGCAAGGAAGCCAUGGGGCAUGAAUAUCUGCACAGUUCAGUUUAAGAGAGAUCCUGAUGCUGUGCCUGAAGGAGGUAAGCUUCAAAUUAAGCCAAGCAAGUUCAUCUUGAAACAGAAAUCUUCAGAAUACAUAGAAACCUGUGUAAAUACAUCAGUAAGUCCUGAGACAAGUGUUUUUGAGGAAACAGGGCUCAAAGAGUCUUUUAAACAGAAGAGUAGGUUACAGACGUCCUGUGGAGACUCCAUACAAAUGAAAGAGAUGAAGGAAGGAGCCAACAUUAGUCAAAGGACAGGAAGAGAAUCUGAAGUAUUGAGAAACAAUGAUAUUCUCGAGUUAAAACAUGUUAAAUAUGUGAGUGUUUCUAGAAAAAGGCUAUCCUUUAAACAUGGCUAUGACAGAAACUUCAGAAAAAGUUCACACCAUUAUAAUAAUAAAUAUGGGGAAGGGCUCAGAGGCACAGUUGAGGGGUUUGGUGUGUAUCAGAAUACUGGGCUGAAAAAGAAUGGAAAGGACAGAUGUGGGGAGACCUCAAGGAGGACCUCUCCUUCCCAUCCUGAGUAUCAUCAGAGAUGUUACAGUCAAGGGGCCCUGUUUCAAUGUAGGGUGUGUGCGAAAGCUUUCAAGUGGCGUUCAAACUGUAUACGGCACGAGAAAAUUCACACCGGAGUGAAACCUUACCAAUGCAGCUUAUGUGAGAAAGCUUUCCAACGUUUGUCAGCCUACCGUCUGCACCAGAAAACCCAUAGUAAACAGAAACGUGGAUCCAGUAAGUACAAAAAUGCUCUCACCUGCAGCUUGGAUGUCAGUCAUCAUUUGACAGACCAGGAUGAGGAGAAACACUUACACUGUAACCAGUGUGGGAAAAACUUCUCCUGUAAGUCCUAUGCUCUUGAACACCAAAAGAUUCACACACGGGAGAAACCUUUUAAAUGUACCAGAUGUAGGAAAACCUUUCGGUGGAAGUCAAACUUUUCUCGUCAUAUGAAAUUACAUCACAGAGAGGUGCGUAAACAAGAGAAACGUCAAGAAGACUUCAAGCAGAGUCAUAGUCAGUCUCAGUUUAUCUCUACUGUAGAGAAAACUUUUCCAUGUCAGAAUUGUGGGAAAACUUUUACUCAAAAGAAAUCACUCAUUGAGCACCAGAGGAUUCAUACAGGGGAAAAACCAUACCAGUGUAGUGGGUGUGGAGAAACAUUUACCUAUAGGUCAUCUUAUAUUAUUCAUAUGAAGCGAAAGCAGCAUGCUAUUAAAAUAAAACCUGAACAUGGCUGCCUAACUUUUAGUCAGGGUGCAGUGUUUCCCAUUCCUCGGGGUAGUCAUAAUACAGAGGAGCCUAAUAAGUGUAAAUACUGUGGCAAAGCCUUUCAUAAUCACUCAUUUCUUCUCAUUCACGAGAGAGUUCACACUAGAGAGAAGCCCUAUCAGUGCAGGGAGUGUGAAAAAGCCUUCCGAUGGAGUUCCAAUCUCUACCGACAUCAGAGAAAACACCUUUUGCACAAGCAGUAUAAGUAUCGUGAAAGAAAAGAGACUUCAAAUCUACAGUCAAAAAUCCUCAUUGAUCAGAAGCCCUUUUGGUGUCAAGAAUGUGGGAAAACCUUUACACGUAAAAGAAGCCUUUUAGAUCAUAAGGGAAUACACAGUGGAGAGAGACGCUUUAAAUGCAACUUAUGUGAAAAGUCUUUUGAUAGAAACUAUCGACUUGUUAAUCACCAGAGGAUCCACACUACAGAGCAACCUUUUCAAUCUCAGUGGCGUGGUGAAGAUUUUGUUGGGAUACAUGUCCGUUCUGUUGGCCAGAGAAAACACAGCAGCACACUGCAGUCUGAGUAUGGCCUACAUUCAGAUAAGCCUGGCUUAUCUUACUGUCAGGAUGUAAGGUUAAAUAUUCAGGAAUUAGAACUAAGUCGAAAGCUCCAUAAAGAGUGUGAUAACCCUUCUGAUGAGAGUUCCGAGUCAAUUGCAUUCCAGAAUGUGCCCACUAAGAAGAAAGCCUGCCACAAAUGCAGCACUUGUGGGAAAAUAUUUAAGAAGCAUUCACAUCUCAUUAGCCACAGCAGAUGUCACACACAAGAGAGGCCCUUCAAAUGCAUAGUGUGUGGGAAGACCUUCAGGUGGUCUUCCAAUUUGACUCGGCAUAUGAAAAACCAUAUUAGAGAUUAGCCUGGGGUCUUUGAUGACAGUGGGGUGGGGGAUAGUUCUUGGUUACAUUCUAGAGAACUUUAGUGGUAGGCACUGGGGAAAACCUUGUAAAGGUCCAGUCCUUUCUGGCUUGGAUGUUCUUGGUGUGGAAUCUUGAUGAUUUCAAAACUNGGGGACUUCUCAGGCUUCCUUCUGGAAAGAUGCUGAAAAAGAACAGAAUGUUCUCUGGGUUCUUUUAGGGAUCCUGGCCCCUAGGUUUAGCCCAGGACAGCCAGGUCUCCUUAGGUAAUUCUUGCUGUUUGGAAUUGGAAAGCAUGUCUGUAGCCUAGUAAGCGGUGUCUGUUGGGAAGGGGCCGUUUAGAUCCCCAGUUCUUUAGGGUCAGCUUGUGUUGGUACUGUUCUGUUGACUUUAAAACCAAGAACUUGUAUUCUACAUCAGAUGUNUCCUGGGGGGCUCUGGUUGGGGCUUCAGUUUAUAAUCGGUUUUUUGCUUAUUAGCUAUGGUCCUAAAGCCUCAGUGGCAAGUGAAAAGGACAGGGUGCUGGGCUCCGUUGNUUGAUCUAGACAGGCAGCAUUACUCCAUCAUUUCAGCUGAGAUACAAGAGCACUCCUCAUGUUCCAGUGACCAAAACAGACAAAANCCCUGCUGUUUGGGGAUCUGUAAGUCACUAAAUGAGUUAAAUCCUAUCCUGGAUGGUGAUAUGCGUUGAGGACAAAGUAAUCCAGAGAAGAAUGGNAAGGAAUCUGGUUAGGAUGUGGAUUGUAAUUUUAAACAAACUGUCCAGGAAAUAGUGUUACUGACAGUGAAACUAAGUGGGACCAAGUGUUAGGAGGCAUUGACAUCUUUAGGAGUUCCAAGACAGACAGGGCUACAUAGAGAAACCUUAUCUCAAAAAAAUAAAAAAUAAGAUAAAUAAACAAGACACCCCCCCCCANACCCAACAAACAAAAUCCCUAAUUGACUAAAAAGCUAAAGGAAGUUGGAAUUGGGGAUGGGGGGGAUUCAUGUUGCUCUAUUGAGAAAGAGUACAAGAUAGAGAAGAUAGGAUCUUANCUGGUGACUUUAGGGAUAGUAUAGAGUCCCUUGGGUGGAGUAGAUGAGCUUCUGAAGAAUGGACCAAUCUUUACAGAGGUAUUGUUUGCACAUUAGUUAUAAUGGACCAAGCUUUAUAGAGGUAUUGUUUGCACAUUAGUUAUAAUGAUGCCUCUGGGAUAGCCCUUUGUUCAGAGUCAUGCAUAUCCUGGAACUUUGUCCUUUAAUCUCCCCUGCUCCUAUCUCUUUUGGGGACUAUACCUUAACUGCUAGUGUGACCUGGGUUCCCCGUUAUGCUUGUCACUGCAGCCUGACCAAGCACUUGGGAAGCUGUGCUAAGGUGCACAUGUUGACAGAUUUUGUGAAGAACGCUGCUUCUCCAGUCUGAAAAAAAGGGGCCUGCACAGCAGUUGUGGUGCCUUUGCCUGGGUUCAGUUCCUAGCACCUGUGGCAGCUCACAGCCACUGGCAGUCCCAGAGAAUCCNAUGCCCUACCCUGAAUUAUGUGUGCUCCAGACGUGCACGUGGCUCACAGACAUGCAAACAAAACACUCAUACAAAAUACAUUUUAAAAAUAGCAUGAGUAUGAAAAAANAAUCUGUAUUUUCAAAUUGCCUCUUUGAAAGAAUCUAGUUCUGCCAAGUCAGGAGUAGAACUUUAUUUUCAGUGGGUCUUGAUCAGAUAGGUUGGGGGGGGGCUACUUUAUAAAACAGGCCUUGAGUCCAGUAUUGAAUGGAAGUCGUACUCAAAAGUACACAGCUGCUAGGUAUGAGCCCAAUUAUUGAUGGGUUUGAGUAGUAGAGUGCCAGUUGACAGUUUCUGAUUGUCUUGGCAACCAUGUCUAAUCUUGAACUUGGCCUGGAAAGCACAGGCUUCUUUGAGCAUAGCCUUUCCACUGCCUGAGGAAUUGAAGUUGAGGAUGGGAAUAGGCAGAUGGGCUGAGACCAUUAUGGAGUAAUGGAUAUCGGAUGGCCUCUUAACUCACCUGGUUAGUGUGGUCAGUUACAUCCUUACUGAAGGAUGUCAAACCAUAGUGUGCAGAGAAGAAACCAUGUGGGCUUUCUUAGUAAUCUCUUAGAGAAGUUNGUUUUUGAAAGCUAAGUAUGAAGUGGGUGGAAUAAGGGGGGGUUCAGAUCCCCUUGUAAGUGNAUUGCCAGGGAACUUGGAAAGGCUUAUAAAAAGUGUGUGUUCUCUCUGUGUGUCCCUUCCUGGGCCAAUGUGAAGAGCGAUGAACAUGAAUCAACUCACUACAACAGUGUUUAGAUAGUGGGACCAGUGGAACCCUGUUUGCUGUUAGCAGAACACACCGUGCAGGAGAUGUUUGAUGCUUCAGAAAGAGUAUAAAGCUCAGUGUUGGGGUACACACUCGAAUCCUAAUGUGGGAUGCCAAAGCAAGAGAACCAAAAGUUUAAAGCCACUUGGGGAUAAUGAAUAAUAAGAUCCUGUUCAAUGGUCUACAAAGUGCGUUCCAGGACAGCAAGGACUACACAGAGAAACCCUGUCUUGAAAAAAACAAAAACAAUAAAUAAAUAAAAUUAAAAAAAAUCCUGCUCAAGCAACUACCACUACAACAAAAAUAGACAAUUAUAGCGAAUGUGGAAGACAUAUCCUCCAGCUUAGAAAACUACAUGAAGAGUUGCAGAAGCUGUAUA
Messenger RNA from Mus pahari (shrew mouse), 5966 nucleotides. It is a transcript of the gene Znf445, whose product is annotated as zinc finger protein 445. The record is from RefSeq and is a predicted model, not a curated record. The transcript has 7 exons. Gene Ontology annotation, biological process: regulation of DNA-templated transcription. Lineage: Eukaryota; Metazoa; Chordata; Mammalia; Rodentia; Muridae. The coding region runs from base 289 to 3303 and encodes 1004 amino acids.